AUGUUUUUGUGGCACUCAUUUUUCACUGAUCUUGUUUAUAAUUAUGCAACUAAUUAUUAUGGAUUAUUUCGAGAUCAUCCUGAAGCUGCUAAUAAUUUAAUUAAUUCUUCAUAUUUCAAAUCUGUUGUUCUUCUUGAUUCAAUUUUAAUACAGUUUACUCAAGAUGCAAAUGAAAAUAAACUUUUAUCAAAAAGAAUUAUAUCAGAAAUUAAAGGACAUCAUUUACAAUUAAUUAGAUAUUAUUUACUUGAUGAAUUAAUUUCAAAAUAUGGUUUUGAAGGAUUUUAUAUUUAUGAUAUGGAUUCAAUUAUUCAAAAAUUUUAUUAA
Molecule: messenger RNA, 327 nt
Organism: Rotaria sp. Silwood2
Lineage: Eukaryota; Metazoa; Rotifera; Eurotatoria; Philodinida; Philodinidae
Source: the annotation of a GenBank genome assembly